Messenger RNA from Gavia stellata (red-throated loon), 2523 nucleotides. RefSeq names its product polyhomeotic homolog 2 (gene PHC2). Gene Ontology annotation, molecular function: zinc ion binding; protein binding. NCBI's taxonomy places the organism in Eukaryota, Metazoa, Chordata, Aves, Gaviiformes, Gaviidae. The record is from RefSeq and is a predicted model, not a curated record. Gene Ontology annotation, cellular component: nucleus; PRC1 complex.
AUGGAGAACGAGCAGCUCCCAGCGCCUCCGCCUGCCAGCAGCGCCGGCGGCACCGCCACGACGCCCAGCAGCACCGGCACCGCCCGCCCAACUGCUCCCCAGAUCUCCGUCUACAGCGGCAUCCCCGACCGCCAGACUCGUCCAGUGAUCCAGCAAGCGCUGCACCGGCAACCCAACACGGCGGCGCAGUACCUGCAGCAGAUGUACGCGGCGCAGCAGCAGCACCUGAUGCUGCAGACGGCCGCGCUCCAGCAGCAGCACCUCACCAGCGCCCAGCUCCAGAGCCUGGCCGCCGUCCAGCAGGCGAGCCUGGCGGCGAACAGGCAGAGCGGCUCGUCGGGUGGUAACGGCGCCCAGCCGGCACCGGCACAGCAACCCACGAUCAACCUGGCGACGUCGCCGGCAGCCGCGCAGCUCCUGAAUCGGGCGCAGAGCGUCACCCCCGGCGCCUCCGGCAUCGCGCAGCAGGCCGUGCUGUUGGGCAACGCCGCCUCGCCCGCCCUCACCGCCAGCCAGGCCCAGAUGUACCUGCGGGCGCAGAUGCUCAUCUUCACGCCCACCGGCCCCGUCAGCGCCGUCCGGAGUCCCGAGAGCCCCGCGCCGGCACCGCCGCCGGCACCGCCGCCCGCCCCGCCGCCCCGCCACCCGCAGGUGCACAGCCUGGCCCUGCGCCCCGCACCCCACCUCCCCGCCCUGGCCAUGAAGCCCCCCGGUGGCCCCCCACGGGCCGGCCCCCCCCGGGGCCCCCCACCCGACCCCCCCGCCGAGCACCUCAAAAAAGCCGAGGGGCCCGACGCCCGCGCCCACCCCCUGGCCCGUGCCGGCCCCCCUGCCGCCCACCCGCUCGUCACCCCAGCCUACACCCCGCUGCAGCCCCCCCAGUUCCUGCAGCAGCCGCCGAAGCCGAUGCAGCCGCAGCAGCAGCAGCAGCAGCAGUUCGUCAUCCAACAGCAGCAGCAGCUGGCGCCCCGCGGGCAGCACCCCCGGGCCCCAGCUGCCCCCCAACUCCAACCCCUGCCCCCCGCCAGCCCCGGCCCGGCCCCCCAACCCAAAGCGGGGGUCCCCCAAGGAGCGGGGGGCGAGGGCGGCCCCCCCAACGGUCACCCCGGCUGCCACGCUGCCCCCCGCAAGUUCCAGCACGCCUCCGCCGUCAUCCUGCAGCUGCAGCCCCGGCCGGCGCCACGGUGUGUGCACGUGCGCUUGAUCCGUGUGUGCAGAUCCAUGCGUGUGUGCAUGUGUCCCCCACUCGGGGUCCCCGAGGGCACCCGCCGGGACCCGCUGCCCGCCCCGAGGAGCGCCGAGAGCCCACCCGCCGCCCCGCCGCAGCCCCCCGCCCUCUCGCCGCCCGCCGCCCCCCCGGGCCCCGACACCCCCGAGGGCGAGCGGCCCCCCACUCACGAGCCGCCCGCCGACCGCCUUCAUGCUCAGUCCCAGAGCCUCGCCAGCGUUCCCGGCAUGACCUCGGGGACCGGGAGCUCUGCCUCCACCGUCGCCGGCGCUGCCCCCCACAAUGGUGAGAACAAACCGCCCCAGGCCAUCGUGAAACCCCAAAUCCUCACCCACGUUAUCGAGGGCUUCGUCAUCCAGGAAGGGGCAGAACCGUUCCCGGUGGGGCGCUCCUCGUUGCUGGUGGGGAACCUGAAGAAGAAGUAUGCGCAGGAGCUGUUGGCUGAGAAACUUCCGCCGCAGGACAACACCACCACCACCGACUCCGAAAUGGAGGAACCCUAUUUGCAAGAAUCCAAAGAGGAGGGGAACCCCCCCAAACUGAAGUGCGAGCUCUGCGGCCGCGUCGACUUCGCUUACAAAUUCAAGCGCUCCAAGCGCUUCUGCUCCAUGGCUUGCGCCAAGAGGUACAACGUGGGGUGCACGAAGCGGGUGGGUUUGUUCCACCCCGAUCGCAGCAAGCUGCAGAAACCCGGCGGUCCCCCCCACGGCCGCCGUCGGACCUGCAAGGGGACGCUGCCCCCCCUCAGCAAAGACACCAAGAAGCAGCCGCCGGUUUCUCUCCCGCCGGGUUCGGUGCCUCUUUCCGUGACGGCGUCGUUGCAGCUCAACCACAGCCAAGAAGAUUCGAGUCGUUGUUCGGAUAAUUCGAGCUACGAGGAACCGCUCUCCCCCAUCUCGGCCAGUUCCUCCACGUCCCGCCGGCGGCAGGGCGAACGAGACCUGGAGCUGCGCGAGAUGGAGCUGCCCGACGUCCACGUCCGGGACCUGGCGAGCAUCGGUCAUCGCUUCCUCCCCAGCGAGCCCAGCAAGUGGAACGUGGAGGACGUCUACGAGUUCAUCCGCUCGCUGCCGGGCUGCCAGGAGAUCGCGGAGGAAUUCAGGGCGCAGGAGAUCGACGGGCAGGCGCUGCUGCUGCUGAAGGAGGAUCAUCUCAUGAGCACCAUGAACAUCAAACUGGGACCGGCCCUCAAGAUCUACGCCCGCAUCAGCAUGCUCAAGGACUCCUAGAGCCGGUUGGGGGGCGGGGAGGGGGGGAGCACCCAUGGGACCCCCCCUAAACCCCUGCCCGGCCGG